Eimeria necatrix is the source of this 1380-nucleotide messenger RNA. RefSeq lists its product as hypothetical. Bases 1 to 1380 code for a protein of 459 amino acids. Gene Ontology annotation, cellular component: cytoplasm; nucleus. Gene Ontology annotation, biological process: protein dephosphorylation. The record is from RefSeq and is a predicted model, not a curated record. The transcript has 4 exons. Gene Ontology annotation, molecular function: carbohydrate binding; protein tyrosine/serine/threonine phosphatase activity; protein tyrosine phosphatase activity. NCBI's taxonomy places the organism in Eukaryota, Apicomplexa, Conoidasida, Eucoccidiorida, Eimeriidae.
AUGCGCCUGCGGUUUAGCUGCGUAGCAUUUGUUCCGCCUGGAUCUCAACUAGGAGUUUCGGGGAGCCCCGACUUCUUAGGUCGUUGGGAUCCUUGCAAAUGCCUCCCGUUAUUGCCAUACAGCUCGCCUUCUGAAGGUGGGAUUGAACCCAGCCUGUGGUUCGCAGACGUGGAGGUCAACGAGAAAAGUCUGGAACGCUGUGGGCAGUCCGCUGCAGGGGCAGCAGGGUCCAGCAGCCAUCGGUGUAACGGCACGGAAGGUGCUGCUGACACUUUUUCAGAUAAGCUAAUAGCAGCUAUAACCUGCAGAGACUCCGCAUCGGCAGGGACGCAGCGUUCGGCAUUUCUCCCAGAUACACUUUCUUCAACAAACGACGAAGCGUCAAGUAUUGCAGCGGCGGCUUACUGCCGUGUUGACCACAGGGCACCUCGUAUUGCUGCAAUACUUGAGCAGCACCCUCUUAAGCGAGUGCAGUUCGAAUACAAAUUUAUUUUGUGGAACUCACAAAAGCCUGUGGCUCCGUACGUGCCAGAUACACCUGGGGAAUCGUUUCAGCGUUCUGCCUACGGCAGCCCUUCCUGCACAUGGCGUACUUGGCUGUUUCCUCCCGCUCCCGCGCAGCAUGCCGAGCCGCCUUCCAAUAGCCUACAUGUUAUCUGGGAGGGGUCUGGCCCGGAGACUAACAGGAAGUUCUUCUUCGAUCCGAUGGACGUUGUGGUGGAUGAAUCUGAAAGUGGGAGCCUGGAGGUACUGUAUCUGUGCAAGGUUUCCAGGUUUGAGGAUCCGAGGACUGGGGAUGCUAGUGAGCACGGCCACACAACAUUUUUCUACAACACUGUGAAGGCACAGGGACGUAUGCAUUACUCGCGCAUUCUCCCAAAUCUUUACGUGGGAUCUUGCCCUCGUCAGCUCAAGCACAUCCGACAGCUGAAGGAGGAGCUGAAAGUGACCGUGGUUUUCAAUAUGCAAACUGCAGAUGACAUGAAGACAAAUUUCCCCGAUCCGCUGGCUAGCAAGCGAACGCCGGAGGCAGCGGGCCAGCUGUACGAGUCCGCCGGCCUCCGUUACGUGUGGAUGCCCACAGAGGACAUGAGUGAUGCUUGCCGGAAGCUUGCAGUGGCCCAGUGUGCCCUGAUAUUAGAUGCCCUGAUUCAGAACGGCCACAGCGUCUACGUUCACUGCAAUGCUGGUGUGGGGAGGAGUGUUGCAGCAGUCAGCGCAUACUUGUGCUUUUGCGUGGGCCUUGAUGUCCGCAAAGUCAAUUUUUUGGUAAGCACCAAACGGCCAGUUGCCUAUUGGGACGAGAAGGCCAUCGAGGCCGGACUCAUUGAUUUCAAUGACAAAUAUGGCAGGGUCAAACAGCCAUUGAAGAGUAAUUGA